Mycetomoellerius zeteki is the source of this 1110-nucleotide messenger RNA. RefSeq names its product odorant receptor 13a-like. Gene Ontology annotation, cellular component: plasma membrane. Gene Ontology annotation, biological process: sensory perception of smell; detection of chemical stimulus involved in sensory perception of smell. Gene Ontology annotation, molecular function: olfactory receptor activity; odorant binding. The transcript is spliced from 6 exons. NCBI's taxonomy places the organism in Eukaryota, Metazoa, Arthropoda, Insecta, Hymenoptera, Formicidae. The record is from RefSeq and is a predicted model, not a curated record. The coding region runs from base 1 to 1110 and encodes 369 amino acids.
AUGAUCACAUCUAGUAUUAGUCCAGCAUUGAAAAUUGGUCUCCGAUUUCUUGACAUGUGGCCAGGUGAUUCAUAUUCUACCAUUUCUUGGCUGAGUUUUAUGUUGAGCAUACUGAUUAUACAGUACUUCCAAUAUUUAUACAUAUUUGGUCACUUAAAGAUGAGCGAGUUGUCAAACCUCGUUGACGGUCUGAUUGUGGCUUUAGAUUAUAGUUUGACGUUACUUAAAUUGACCAGUCUGUGGGCACAUCGUCGAGUUUUUCAUAAAAUUCUGGCUGCUAUGGAUAAAGAUUGGCGCGAGUGCAUCAAUGUGGAUAAGCAUUUGUACUUGAUGACAAUCAAAGCAAAUGUUGCACGUUUUACGUCUAAUAUUUUAUUAAGUGUUAAUGCGGUCGUCGCAGUACUUUAUGGCUUAGGCGACUAUGUAAUUCGUUUCGUACUUUUUAGUGAAAAUCAAAAUGAUACUUUACGGCAGCUUCCUAUAAAAAUGCAAUUUCCCUUUGAAACUCAACAAUCGCCGACGUUUGAGUUUCUCGUUGUAACAUUAUUUUUACAUGUGGUACUUCACGUAAGCGGACAAAUUGAUAUAAUGUGUCAUGAAUUUAAAAAUAUUUCUAAGGGAUCUUUUCUUCAUGGAUCUUACGAGUCUUUUUUUGGAUUGCUGAUUGAGAAGCAUAAUAAAAUUAUUUUAUUUUCCAAGAACAUUGAGACACUCUUCUCCUUUAUUGCAUUAAUGCAAGUUGUUUGGAAUACGUUAGUUAUUUGCUGUUUAGGAUUUAUCAUCGUAAUUUCUAUUUAUAACGAAACUGGCAUUUUCGUGUUACUGAAGACUAUUUCUGGUUAUCUCGUUGUAAUGAUUGAAGCCUUUGUCAUUUGCUUUGCCGGAGAAUAUCUUAGUUUAAAGGGCAAAUUAAUCGCCAAUGCGAUAUAUGAAUCGCUGUGGUACGAUAUGCCGUCAAAUGAAAAUAAAAUUAUAGUAUUUAUAUUAAUGAGGUCUCAAAAACGACUGACGAUUACGGCAGGAAAAAUGAUGGAUAUGUCAUUAGAAACAUUUACUGGUAUUAUGAAGGCGUCAGCAUCGUAUGUAUCUGUUUUAAAUGCUAUGUACUGA